Molecule: messenger RNA, 863 nt
Organism: Cygnus atratus (black swan)
Lineage: Eukaryota; Metazoa; Chordata; Aves; Anseriformes; Anatidae
Gene: DCTN5
Product: dynactin subunit 5
Exons: 7
Coding region: 71-634 (187 amino acids)
Source: RefSeq, a predicted model, not a curated record
GGAAGCGGCGGCCGGCGGCGGGAAGUGACGCGCCGGAAGCGGGCGGUGGCCGGGCGGAAGCGGCGCGGCCAUGGAGCUGGGCGAGAUGCUCUACAACAAGUCCGAGUACAUCGAGACGGCAUCGGGCAACAAGGUGAGCCGGCAGUCGGUGCUGUGCGGCAGCCAGAACAUCGUCCUCAACGGCAAGACGAUUGUCAUGAACGACUGCAUCAUCCGCGGCGACCUGGCGAACGUGCGGGUGGGGCGGCACUGCGUGGUGAAAAGCCGCAGCGUCAUCAGGCCACCCUUCAAGAAGUUUAGCAAAGGGGUCGCUUUUUUCCCUCUCCACAUUGGUGAUCAUGUGUUCAUAGAAGAGGACUGUGUUGUCAACGCGGCCCAGAUUGGCUCCUACGUCCACAUAGGCAAGAACUGUGUCAUUGGUCGUAGAUGCGUUUUGAAAGACUGCUGCAAGAUCUUAGACAACACAGUGCUGCCUCCCGAAACAGUGGUCCCGCCUUUCACAGUCUUCUCGGGCUGCCCAGGACUCUUCUCUGGUGAACUCCCGGAGUGUACCCAGGAACUCAUGAUUGACGUUACAAAGAGCUAUUACCAGAAGUUCUUGCCGCUCACCCAGGUGGCCUCUGCCAGGGUCUAAAAAGUCGCCACCGAAGAUCCCAAAUGCCCAGCAGCGUUAACGUCCCGUAGAUUUGGCUACUCUUUCCUGUCCUCUGAAGCAUCCCUCUGACCCGGGCUCACCUCUGCGCCGCUGCCAGCUCUCUGGAAAGACGGAGUGUGAUGAGGCGGCAGCAUGCUGCUGCGGCCCCUGGCGAAUAGUUGCCUGAUGUCAACGUGCAGUGCAGUGCAAUAAAGCGUGACUUCUCACA